Messenger RNA from Rotaria sp. Silwood2, 816 nucleotides. The record is from the annotation of a GenBank genome assembly. Lineage: Eukaryota; Metazoa; Rotifera; Eurotatoria; Philodinida; Philodinidae.
AUGAAAUAUAUUGAAGAGUUACACAAUGAUAUUAAUCGUUUCUAUGAGAUGCAUUCGCAAGAAAAUGAUGUUAGUACUUUAUUUCAAACAGAAUCUGAAAUAGAAAUUCAAUCUGAAAAUAAAAAACGAAAACGUGAAUCUUCAAUUGUUCUUUCUUCAAUUUUACCAAAUAAAAUUGUUAUUGCUACUACUGCUUUACUUGAUGAUCAAUGGAAUGAUGUUCUUUCAUUUCUUCGUCAAUUUCCUCAAGUACAAUUAUCAACAAAUUUAAAUGUUAAUAAUUCAACAACACAUUUAAUUGUUGAUGAUAGUGAAAAUCAUUUACAUUGUACAAUAACAAAAAAAAUUGUUCAAGCAGCUGUACGUCAUCAUAUAUUUAUAAUAUCAUCACGUUGGUUAAAUGAAUGUAUGCGUUUAAAUAAAUUUAUUGAUGAACAUCCAUAUGAAAUUAUAAGUGAUUCUCAUACAACACUUCGUAUAUCGGAACAAAAUUUUAAUCAAACAAAUAAAUAUUUAUUUUGUCAAAAUUCACAAUAUUCAUAUGCAUUUGCUAUUGAAUGUCGUCAAUGUCAAGGUUCAAUAAAUCGCAGUGAAUUAAUUGAAUUAAUACAAUUAACAGGUGCACAAUUAUUUCAAAAUGAACAAGCUGUCGAUGUAUUAAUUGUUUUAUGUGAUACAAGUGAUAAAAAUAUAAAUAAAAUAAAAGAAAAAUAUAUGAAUGCACCAGCAUCAAAUAUUAAAUAUGUAACAAGUGAUUUUUUACUUAAAUCAAUUAUUAAAUUUGAAAUACAAGAUAUUGACAAAUAUUCUUUAUAA